Messenger RNA from Heterobasidion irregulare TC 32-1, 3549 nucleotides. RefSeq lists its product as uncharacterized. The record is from RefSeq and is a predicted model, not a curated record. Lineage: Eukaryota; Fungi; Basidiomycota; Agaricomycetes; Russulales; Bondarzewiaceae. Gene Ontology annotation, cellular component: TRAPPII protein complex. Bases 1 to 3549 code for a protein of 1182 amino acids. Gene Ontology annotation, biological process: early endosome to Golgi transport; intra-Golgi vesicle-mediated transport. The transcript has 20 exons.
AUGGCCCCUCAGCGCGCCCUCAUCACCUAUUCUGCUUCCCUGUCGUUUCUCUCCUCUGAUUACUGGCAACAUCUCCAAAAUGGUCUAUCAUCUCAACUUCCUCUUCGAAAUCUCCAUUGGAAACCUGUUUCCCGGCCAUCCAUUAGGACAAUCCAAGAGCUAGAGGUGGAGCUUGUUGCCCUCGACAGUGUCCGGGAUGAGCACACUUCGCAAGUCCCAUCCACACUGCUGGAGAAACCGUUGCUCAAUCUAUAUGUUGUAACAUGUGAGGACAAUGAAACAUACAAGACUAGCGUUCGGAAGCAGAUCAAGGAAUGGCACACCAUCGUGAGUCAACGCAAGAACCAAGAAUGGCUUCUUCUCCACGUUACUCGACCAGAUGCUAGAAGUGCUGCGUCGGGGUUUUUCCAGAUGAAGGGAAGUGUCUUGGAUAAAAUCAGAGCGGAUUUCAAUCUAGAUAAACGUGACAGAUGCGUGCAGCUUUCAUGGACUACUGGCCAGGACAAUCCUGCAGCUUGGGCAGAUCUUAUAUCGAAGAUAAAGGAGGGUAUCCUGUCUGCGUUUGAUUCUGCGGUCGCACAACGAUCAGAGGACGUCAAGCGAUCGGAUAGUCAAAGAGGAAUGCCGGGGUGGAAUUUUUGUACGUUCUUCAUUCUAAAGGAAAGCUUAGCUAGCUCUUUCGAAGGCAUGAAUCUUUUUGAAGACGCAUUACUUCAAUAUGAUGAACUCGAAAUCUCCUUUACCAAUGUCAUAAGCCAAAAGAGUCUUCUUUGGUUUGGAACACUCAUUCUCGCUGGACAGAAUGAUGACUCGGUGCCCCUUCUUUCGAUCGACAAGAAACCGUAUCGGGAUCUCAUCCUUGCGAAUGCCAUUUCCGUGUUCGACUUUCGGAUAUAUCUCCUUGCGCGGCAAUGCGCGCUCUUGGGGAAAGUUGGGAGAGUCGCCGACGUCUGUCGAAAAGCUAGUAAAUUCCUUUCUUUGCUAGGGCGUCAGCUACGGGAUGUAGAGGAUACGCUUCCUCAAUACUUUGUCGAAUCAUGGAUUUACUCGUCUGCCCUCAGCGUUGUGGAGGAUACGGAGCCGUGGGCGCGUGGCCUUGAGGCUUCCUCAUUAACUGCCUUCAACGCAUCCAAGGCUGAGUUGCUUGAGUUAGCUCGAAACCAACUCACAACUAUAGGUAUCAAAGCCGGACAUUUGCCAUCCAAACCGCCCUUCACCAUGGCAUUGUUCUUCCCAUCUCCAUCUAUUAAUGGUGCGCGGAAGCGUUCGUCGCAGAAGAUCAGCAGAACCGAUUUGUUGGCCUCUUUGGAGGACGAAGACGCAUUCUAUGAGCUAUAUGUCAGCCUCACAAACCGCGCAAUUGAGCUCAAUGCCAAAGCCGGCCGACGCAAAUCUGCACUGAAGCUGCAUUGGAACCUUGCCGCCCUCGACGUCCAUCGAGAACGUCUACCUGUUGCUUUCCAAACCUUCUCAUCCCUACCGGCUCACUAUUCCCCACAUAAAUGGAUCGCUCUAGAAUCAUAUAUGCUCUCGCAAGCCAUCGACAUCCACGCAGCUUUGGGCAGUGCAAGGGACCAACAGUGGAUCAAUAUUGCGCUUUCAUUUUUGAAGUCGUAUGUAGAUGAUCACGGGAGCGACCUACUGGUAACUGAAGACGACAAGGCGGCAUAUGUAUCACGGAUAGUUGUAGCAUUGCAAGACUUAGCGAACAAUAUAGAUUCGGAUCUUAUACAUUCAGAGCACCCAGCAAUAUCCAUCAAAAUAGUGAAUCCCAAUGCACGGUUAGCGGGCUCAGAAGACGGUUCCUUCGUCGAUGUCCUAGUGAACAAUCGUUUGCCAUGCGAAAUCCCUGUAGACGAGGUCAGUGUCACACUGACGGGCCGUGAGUCGGAGCGUUUGGUCUUCAACGUAAAGACCCGAAGUUUAGCGUCGGGAAUGUCUACGCUGACCUUAUUUUGUCCAACAUCGUCAUGGGGCACAUUCAUCUUCGACUCUAGCGAAGUCCGAAUAUCACGCCUACAUUUCCAGUGGGUUCAUCGUCAGCCUGCGGAAGCGUCGAAGCUCUCUCGCCAGAAGGCUGAGCUUCCGGUGCUAGUUCGACUGGCGAGAGACCUAUGUGCUUUUGACGUGCGAAUCAAACGGCCUCGAUGCAUCAAACUCGGCGCGCCCUCGAGCAUACUGAUGACCGUGGGUACCGGUCGGAACCAAAUUUCAAAAGCCAUCAUAACACUUUCGAGCACAUCAGGAGUUCAAUUUCGAUCUUCACAGGCUAAACUAGAGAGCGAUGGGUCAUCGGGAGCGUUGGAAUGCAACGAAAGCAAUGUCACGUUGGUCGAUGUAGAUAAGGAAACGGUCAUAUCCGUCUUGGUGCCUCAUUCGGAUGCCUCGGCAUUACACGCGAUGCAAGUUGACAUCUCUGUUGAAUACACGACGGAACCGGAGUCUUCCAUAUCACGGUCACUUUGGCUUACCUGUAGAGUUCCAACACUCUUGCCUGUUGCUGUAAAUGUGCAAGACUUUUUCAGAGGUUCAAAGUUGUUCUCCAAAUUCACCAUCUCGACAACAUCUUACCAACAUAUACGGCUCGCAACAGCCCAACUCAAGGGCGAAGAAGGCGAAGAGGGGUUGGUUAUAUCAUCAACGCAUCCACAUCAACGUAGCAUUAUAACCAUCACACCUUCAAGACCAGCGAACUUCUUGUUUCAGCUGGAAUGUCAAAAUGGGCGAGUCCGUGAUCCGCUCUGUCUUUCUAUCAAGUACAGGAUGCUACGUGAUGAAAUCGAAGGUAUCAUAGAGCAAACUGUGGAUGCCGCCCUCGCGCAAGAGACUGAGCAUGUAACACAUCGGAGUAUUCUCAUCGAUCGUGUAAUUCAAACCUUGGAGGGUGACGCGGGCUGGGUACAACUGUAUGGGGUAACAGGAGAGCUCGAUGUUCCUGAUACAAACGAAGAAGGUGAAAUCGGACAAAUUCUUCGAAAUAUCAAGGAGGUCCUUCGACAGAAUAAAAAUCCCAGCAUCAACGACGGGACGUGGCGUGAACUACAGAUCCCAGUAGACGUUCCUAUCAUGAAUAUUCUUGUUGCCGCUCGAAUACAUAUCUUGGCAAACCCAUUCACGACCGAAUCAACGUCAUCAGACCAACUCCCUCCGUUGUACGCUGGUCAGCCUAUCUCGGCACUACUCACUAUGCAUGCGACGUUCCGCUGGGGGACAAGGAAUCAUGAUGACAAGAGGGGGUAUAAGAUGAGAUUUGACAUCGAGGAGAUGCUCCGCGAAUGGCUGGUGAGUGGGAGAAAACGCGGCGACUUCGAGGCCCAGGACGGAAGUACGUAUACUGUUCCUAUCACCUUCAUCGCCCUACAUCAUGGCGAACUCUCGCUGCCAAAGGUUUCCGUUACGGCUCUACCAUUGGCCGGAGAAAUGACUAUGGGCUCCUUAUCUUUGCCAAGUGUCGAGACCUACCAGAUUCAUGGAGCAGAAAAAAUCCUUGUUCUGCCCAGAGGGGGGAGAAGUACAUUUGUUGUGGGCAUGGGGGAGGGAAUCGAUUGA